Messenger RNA from Aspergillus affinis, 771 nucleotides. RefSeq names its product SRR1 family protein. The record is from RefSeq and is a predicted model, not a curated record. Bases 1 to 771 code for a protein of 256 amino acids. The transcript has 3 exons. NCBI's taxonomy places the organism in Eukaryota, Fungi, Ascomycota, Eurotiomycetes, Eurotiales, Aspergillaceae.
AUGCCCCACACCAGUCGCAAAAAGCCCCCUCAUCACCAACACAAGCGCCUCCAAGUGACCGACACCAGCGGCUGGACACACGUUAGCACGAGCGGGAAAACCGCGCGACAAGUUCUGCGCACCACCACCCACCAACAAGACGAUCCGACGCAACCGGGAUCAUUCGUGCCCGCGGAGGCCCCCUCCAAAUUGACCGCGGAGGACCUGCGACGGCAAUUCGAGGGCUAUCGACAGCGGUGGGAGAGCUCGGAUGCCUGUAAGGUGUCCGAGUGGGUUUCUGAGAGGCGGGUGGGUGGAUCGGAGAAGUGUGUCGAUGUAUCAGCUUGCUGGGUUGAUGAGCGCGGUGGAUUGGAUGAGUGUGUUCUCCCUCCUCUUCCUACUCCUCCCCUGGCCACAAUUUCAAAGGGCUGGGUGAUUCUACCUAACGUUCACAUGAGAGCUAACAUGGAUCCCGUGUUCAAUGAACUGGAUAAAUCCCUCCUCGCGUCCCUGGACAUAACCGUUCUCGAGCAUCCUCACGCCUUCGAAAAGGUCACACCCGCUACCUUCCUCUACUGUCCUGGCGCGGAACAAGCGCACCUGUCACAACUGCUCGCUUUGAACCCGAAGUCCUUGUUCGGUGGUCCGCUGGAAGAAUUCGAUUCCGAAGCGGUCAGACAGUAUGUAGAGACGAGGGGGUCGGUGCGACUACCGCGGUUCCAGGAACAAGAGCAUGCGUUUUGGAAUAUGCAGAUCUAUUAUCCCGAGGAUACGGGGGAGGAUGACGACUAG